CACGAGUUCGUUACAGGCAGUAAAAAGACCUAAACACCAUGAUGUCGUUAGCCCUGUUCCUGGCCACCUUGCUUGCUGUUCUGGGACUAGCGCCUGGUCAAGUCGUACGGGGGACCUGUCCCACUGUGGAUACACAACCUGACUUUAACAUCACUCAAUACCUGGGUGACUGGGUUGAAGACAGAAAAUUCACCACCCUGUUUGAACUCGGACUAACGUGUGUUAAGGCGAACUACGCAUUAUUGGACAAUGGAAAUAUUCAAGUUACCAACAGCGGGAUCAGACCAUUUACACGCACCCAGACCAUAGCCAGUGCCAUUGCCACCGUGCCCGAUCCCUCAGAACCGGGCAGGCUUUCCAUCUCAUUCGACGCUGAUAGACCUUCGGGUUCUUACUUGGUAUUGGACACCGACUAUGACAAUUAUUCCCUUGUCUACUCAUGUCAGAAUUUCUUUGGCCUCUUCUCGGCAGAGUUUGCGUGGAUUCUGAAGCGUAGCCGAGGUUACCAGUUGACAGCCAGUCAAGAGGCGAAACUCUACUCCAAACUAAAUAAGUACAACAUCAACCCAAGACGAUUCGUCAGGGUCUUUGAACCAUUUUGUUCUCAACGCUAAUGGCACCGUCUGUCAUUGACUCUAUCUUAGUGACUAACUGGCGACUUUCAAUCAUGUGUGCUAAAUGUGGGAGUACUCUAUCUUCUUGAUGUUUAAUAAGACUUGGAAUUAUAUCCAUAGGUUUGAAGUACUAAGUUGUACUCAACAAACUCAGCUAUCACUUUUUGUCAUUUCAAAAACAUACUUAUAUAUACAGGAAAUCUCUACACGUUAUGUAUACUUUUCUAAGACUGAAUUGAUUAAAUAUUACAGAAAUAUUAAUGUCCCUUUACAAUAAAUAUAGGAAUUACACGGAGUUCCUCAUUUACACAAGAAUAGACAUAUGUUUAAUACGUUAAUAUCUAAGAUGGGCACCUUUGUUCUGUCGUCCCUGAAGUGUCAUACAUUGUCGUAAUUCACCAAGAGCGAAGAGUUGGCCAAUGUAAAACUCAGAAUAAUUAGCACAGAUCAUUGUAAUCUUACUCUUUGAAUGUAUGGCUGUAAGUUAUCCCUCCACAUUAAUUCUUACAUUUUCUUCUCAUUAUUAAGUGUAAGACUCAUUUUGAGAAUAUCCACAUUUUUGUCACGCCUGCAUUUUGUUAAGAUUAAUAAACAUUGACGUACACA
Mizuhopecten yessoensis (Yesso scallop) is the source of this 1220-nucleotide messenger RNA. Its product is annotated as apolipoprotein D-like. The record is from RefSeq and is a predicted model, not a curated record. Gene Ontology annotation, molecular function: pigment binding. The coding region runs from base 39 to 614 and encodes 191 amino acids. NCBI's taxonomy places the organism in Eukaryota, Metazoa, Mollusca, Bivalvia, Pectinida, Pectinidae. The transcript has 5 exons.